This is a messenger RNA of Rhododendron vialii, 1837 nucleotides long. RefSeq lists its product as uncharacterized. The transcript has 4 exons. The coding region runs from base 412 to 1380 and encodes 322 amino acids. Lineage: Eukaryota; Viridiplantae; Streptophyta; Magnoliopsida; Ericales; Ericaceae. The record is from RefSeq and is a predicted model, not a curated record.
AGAGAAUCGCCUACGGCUACGCUAUGCCUUCCAUCUCUCUCUCUCUCUCUCUCUCUCUCGUUCUGUUCCAUAGACAGGCCUGGGGAGGCGACGGAAGGGACUGCUGAUCCUGGAAAUUCAAUUUCAGAAGUCCUAUUUAUCGGUUUCUUCCAUGCCCCAAAAGGAUGCAUGCAAACUUUAGAACAAUUAUAAGAUAAAUUUGGCAGGGCGUGUAUCGCAUUACUGUUUGCUUCCAUCCGAGGGGGUGCUAUUGCAGGAUAGAGAAGAAAAAAGAAUUAUCGAAACAGAAAAAUGAGGCUUUGGAAUUGAUAAUUUGGCAGGGCGAUUAUUUCAUUACUUGUUUUCUUCAGGAUUUGAAGUGGAAACUUACCACCUUUAUGCUUAUUUGCAACAGAAACUCCUGUUAUUGACAUGUUGGACUCUGAAACAAGACAGGCAUCUGCAGUAAUGGAAUCAGAACACAAGGCCACCCCUCCUAGUGGUUUGAGGAUGCAUCAUAGUUCUCAUGCCAAUGGUGUUGAUCUUUCCACCUCAGGGGAAAAUUUAAGAUCCUCAUCCUCUAAAUCAUCCUCUUCCUCACCCGACUCUCCCUUUGAUGAUGCAUUCCAAGAUGAUUACUUUGAAAUCGGUGAUUCCGGAUAUGGUGAAAAGAGUAUUUCUGGAAGUUCAAUACCUAAAGAUGAACAAUCAGAUCAUGGACAGAAGAAAUCAACAGAGUCCCCUCCAAUCCAGGCGAUGGACCACAUUGGGGACCCAUCACCGUCACACAGGAUUCCAUCUUCAGUAUUUGCAAGAACAAAAUCUACGACCCCAGUGGAGUGGAGUGUAGCUUCCAACGAGUCACUUUUCAGCAUUCAGAUGGGAAAUAUGAGUUUUAGCAACGACCCUAUGUUUUGGCGAUCCGGAGAGCUGGGAUUGCCCGGUGAAAGUACCACGUCUGCUCAAAUGUUCAACUUCACACCUAAUCAACCCCCAAUAAAUGGACUGACUGGUAUGGGUAAAUCAAGUGAGGGUAAUGUGGCUGAAGCAGCUGUUGAAACCAUGCAGGAGGUCAUACGGGAAAAUGCAGAAGCUAAAAGAAACAAAAAGUUGUUUCUUGAUCCUUGCGUUUCGGGCCGCUCUGACAUCAGUGGUGCUAGUACCCAAUCUUUUGCGUUUCCCAUAUUGACAGGGGACGCUGGGAAAUGGGGUUCAUCGAAGAGAAGUGGUUCACCCAGGGUAGGCCCGGAGCACUCUCAACCCCAGACGCCAAAACAGCCACAACCACAGGCAGAGCAGCCACAGCCACAGCUGCAGCCACAGCCAACGGCUCAUCAACCACCUAUCCCUCAGACCAACUGGUUUUCUUGCUUCACAUGUUGCUGUCGACAGACUGGCUGAGAUAAUUUUCUUUGACAAAAAAGAAAAAGCUUGUAUAUAGUUUUUGUAGAAUGCAGAAAGAAAAUAUAUGCAGCCUAUGGAAGCAGGAUUCUUUUCCCUGAAUACUAGUCCACUUCUGGUUUCGGAAGGGUGAAGGAAUUUUUUUUGAGGUUAAUAUGUUGUUCGAUUCAAACAUGGAUGCCGAGGUGUAGCUGUUGAGAAUCUGGACAUGAUAGCAUUUUGUAGAGUCCUUGAAUCGUCAUUAGCAUUUAGUUUUGUCUUCCAUUUCCCUGUUGAUUAUGUAUAGCGGAAUAUCUGAAUUCGACAGAGGGUUUGACAGCAAUUCCGUACGCACAAAAAAGAAGAGCAAAAAUAAAUGGCGAAGGGGACUAGCUGGUAAUCAAUCCAGAUAGUUUGUAUGCUUACAGCAGUUGAUGUUACUAUGUAGCCUUAUUGCCCUUUCUUUUACUAUUCCCUU